This is a messenger RNA of Oryzias latipes (Japanese medaka), 4209 nucleotides long. Its product is annotated as transferrin receptor protein 1. NCBI's taxonomy places the organism in Eukaryota, Metazoa, Chordata, Actinopteri, Beloniformes, Adrianichthyidae. The record is from RefSeq and is a predicted model, not a curated record. Gene Ontology annotation, cellular component: external side of plasma membrane. Gene Ontology annotation, molecular function: transferrin receptor activity. Gene Ontology annotation, biological process: transferrin transport; intracellular iron ion homeostasis.
GCUACAGCGCGUCUCCGGACUCAAGGGCACCUGGUCGGCUGAAGGAGCAGAAAGGACCUAAACUUAAAGACUCCUGGUGCAAAAGAAGAAAGUAGUCAACCUGUUCUAGCUGUGUCAAGUGAAGACCUUUACCAGCACGUUUUCACUGCAGUGUUGCAGGUUUAAAACCCGCUGGGGAUUGCUGCACUUGAGAAAGUUCCUAAGAGUCCUCUAAAACAACCAUGGACCAAGCAAGGUCGACAAUAUCUAAAAUUUUCAACGGAGAGCCGCACUCGUACACGCGGUUCAACCUGACGCAGAACAUGGAGGGCGACAACAGCCACGUGGAGAUGAAGCUGUCCUCCGACAUCGACGAGGAGGCUGGUGGAAACGGAGUGGGCGGACACCUCAACCACGCCGCCAGCAGCAAACCCUACAUCAGCCAAAAACUGGGACGAACGCCCAAGAACCUCUGCUUCACGGCGGCAGCGGUCUUCCUCAUCUUCAUCAUUGGCUUCUUGAUCGGCUACGCGGUUUCUCAGAAAAAGGAGCAGGCUCCUGUCUGUGCUGCCUCCGUCUCCACUGCUGACACCACCUACACCCACGAGACCGGCGCCGCCCCCCUCAUGGACUGGGACGAUGUCAAACGCCUCUUCGUUCAGAAACUCACCCCUGCCAAAUUAGAAAAGACCUUCAGUGAUUUUUCUAAAGAGGACCACAGGGCGGGCUCUCCUGGAGAUGAAGAACUCGGCAACAAGGUGAUGGACUACUUCAACCUCUUUGGCAUGACCACCUGGACAGACGAGCACUUUAUCAAGGUUCACGACCCCCCAGCUUCUGGCUUCAACAGAAUUCUCUUUAAGGACGGAACAGAGGAGCGUCCUAAGGGUUUUCUGUCCUACAGCGCCACUGGAUCCGUGACGGGUGGGGCGCUUUAUGCUCAUUACGGCCAAGAGAGUGAAUUCAGGCUACUGCUUGACAAGAAUAUCAACAUUAGUGGCCGAGUCCUGUUGAUCAGGACCGGAAAGAUCAGCUUUGCCGAGAAGGUAGCUAACGCCGCCAAAAUGAACGCCUCUGCUGUGCUGAUCUACCCGGACUCCGCAGAUACCUCCAUCGACGAAAACACAGAACUUUAUGGACAUGUCCACUUGGGUACCGGCGAUCCGUACACCCCAGGCUUCCCCUCCUUCAACCACACGCAGUUCCCUCCUGUGCAGUCGUCAGGCCUGCCUUCCAUCCUGGCUCAGACGAUCACACGCGCCAUGGCAACCAAAAUUCUGGGUAAGCUUGGGGGUCAGAAUCUCCCACAAGGAUGGGGUGCUUCUAAGAAGCUGGGAGAUGAGGGCGACAGCAUCACCGUACAGGUCAACAACGUUCUGGCUGAGAAGAAGAUCCAUAACGUCUUCGGGGUCAUCAAAGGCUUUGUGGAUUCUGACCGCUACGUGGUCAUAGGUGCCCAGAGGGACGCUUGGGGCCCAGGCUUUGCCGCUUCAACUGUCGGCACCAGCGUCCUCGUUGAGCUGGCACGCUCCAUCUCUGACAUGGUGAAGAACGAUGGAUUUAAACCAAGAAGGAGCAUUGUGUUUGCCAGCUGGAGUGCUGGAGAAUAUGGCAGCGUUGGCGCCACCGAGUGGCAGGAGGGAUAUCUGUCAUCUCUGAGCAUGAAGGCUUUCUCCUACAUCAACCUGGAUGGAAUUGUUGCUGGUCGUAAUGGGUUUAAAGUGGCAGCCAGCCCCUUGAUGUAUAGCUUCAUUGAGAAUGCUUUGAAAGAGGGGUACGGCAAGGACUCGUCGCUCUAUAAUCUGUACGGAAAGAAGGACUGGGAAUUAGAUCUCAUGGAGCCGAUGAAGCUGGACGAUGCUGCGUAUCCUUUCCUCGUCUUUUCUGGCAUUCCGUCCGUCUCCUUCAGAUUCACCUACAGUAACUCUGAUUACCAUUACUUUCGGACAAUACAGGACACCCGACAGAAACUGAACGCUGCCACGUCCAACCAGGUCGCUGAGGUGGCUGUGACUGCAGGUCGCUUUGCAGGUCACAUCGCGCUGAGGCAGGUUCACGACCACCUGCUGCAGAUGGACCUGAUGAGGUACAACAAGAUUAUACGCACUCAAGUGGCGAAGAUCAACGGAAAGGUCAAAGAGAUUAAGAGGAUGCAGCCUCAGCUGCUGCCCUCAGCCCUGACAGUGCAGUGGCUGAUGUCCGCCUCGGGCUCCUACAGCCGCGCCGCUCGCAGUCUGGAAAGUGACAUCCAGAACAGUGACCUGGAGGACAUCCAGAUGUGUCGCCUCAUCAACGACCGCAUCAUGACGGUGGAAAAGAACUUCCUGUCCCCCUACAUUUCUCCCAGAGAGAGCCCCUUUCGCCACAUCCUGCUGGGCUCCGGCCCCCACACCCUCAAAGCUCUAGCCGACCACCUCGACGCCCUCAAGACGGACGACCCUGAAGCUGACGCCGACCUGUUCCGCAGCCAGUUCGCCAUGACGACCUGGACCAUCCAGGGCUGUGCCAACUCCCUAGCUGGAAACAUCUGGUCUCUGGAUAAUGAAAUCUAAAGACGGACAUGGAAUGUCUCCUCCUGCCCCUUUGCCCUGCUCCUGAGUGAUUUGAAUUUGAAAUGAACCAGAUAAAGGAGGGGGGAGCAUUCAGUUUGCCUCAUGUCUUUGCUAAAGCCAAACCGCCUUAAAAAAUACAAGAUCGAUCAUUUCUAAUUGAAAAAAGAAUCUGAAAAAACGUAGCGACUUUCGUUAAACACACAUAUUCUGCAGCAGUUCAACUAAAAUGAGUGGAGAACGCGGUAUUGAACCACCAUGGAAGUGAACACUAAGGUGCAGAACGGGGCGUCUGCUGUCUGCCUCCACAGCCCCAUGAUCCUUUUCUCUCUUUUCACGCCAUAUGGGCUCUGGAAAAACAGCUGAUUGCUUUCAGAAGGUGCUGAAAGGGCCCACAGGUUUUCACAACUGCGUCCGUCUCUCCGUGCAGCCCGUUCUUCACUGAUCUGUAGCGGCCUCGCACAAAGCCAGGGAGACCCUCCAGACAUAGCACUGAAACCGUACGUCUAUUUAUUGUGUUUUUAUUUAUUUAUCAGUGGCAGGGUUCACUAUAAAUAUUUUUUAUCGCCUUUUAUAAGAUCUAAUUAUCGGAAGCAGUGCCUUCCAUAAUAAUGACAGUUAUACUGUUGAAAUGACAAAAGCAGCAUCUGCUUACGGAAGUGUGCGCCGACCCCGACGGCCCGUACCGAUCGCCGCACUCUGAACUGACCCCGGAGUGGCGUUUGGCUCACACCUGACCAGCACCUCCGAGCGUCCGGGCGGUACCGGCUCCUUGGUUUCGCGCACACUUCCCAUCCUGACAGCAUUAUCGGGAGCAGCGUCUUCCAUAAUACGAGACAAAAGAAGGUAGUUUUUGCCUACCAGUGUGUGUCCGUAUCGGAGGCAGUGCCCUCCAUAUUUCACUGUAGGGGGAAAGUUUGUUUUUUUUAUUAUCGGGAACAGUGUUUCUCAUAAUUUGUAUAUACAGAACAUAGCUUUUUAGAUGCCACUCGCAUCUUUGUCUUUGUGUGAACCUUCCAAGUAUCUUUUUUUUUUUUUUUUAGUUUGUGAUCUAAAUUUCUUAAAUUUAGAGAAGCUGGUUUAAAUCAUUGUUUGUCUGAAACUGCUAAUUCAGGUUGUUCAAAAAUCGUUUUACAAAUGUCCCCCCCCCCCCCCCAUAUCAUCAUUCAACAUUUCCAUAAAAUAAUCUUUUUGUUGUUGUUUUUGGAUUCCAUCAGUUUUAAAGAUACAAUGACUAUUUCUAGUUUAUGAUCUCUUUGUGCCUUUUUAGAGCUGUGUUUCCUCAUUCAACAGACACAUUUUGGCUUGCAUGAUGUUUUUUCUUUGUUUGAUGUCAUCUGUAAUCGACAGUUACUGGUCUAAAAACUUGUUGACCUACUGGGAUUUCACAGUUGCUGGAUUUCAAUUGGGUUUCUCUGAACUUCUAGAUAAAAACUGAUAACUUUGUACAAAUAAAUUAAAAUUGGCUUCUUAAUUGUACUUAAAAAGAUUAAUCUAAUCAGGCACCUCUUAUGAAUAUCAGUGAAAUUGUGUGGACUUGUAUGUUUGCUAAGCUUUUGAAAAUAAGACUUGUUAGAAAUGUGGGAUUAGUUCAUUUUAUUUUGUUUUGUUCCUGGCAAUUUUUUUUAAAGGAACCUGGCCUUGACAUGUCAUUGCAAUAAAACAGCCACAUCCCGACCUC